This is a messenger RNA of Funneliformis geosporum, 1281 nucleotides long. NCBI's taxonomy places the organism in Eukaryota, Fungi, Glomeromycota, Glomeromycetes, Glomerales, Glomeraceae. The record is from the annotation of a GenBank genome assembly.
AUGGUUAAAAGAACUGCUAGUCAAAUCCUUGAGAGUCCUCUCAACAAGGAAGCCAAGUUAGAUGACUUUAAUAUUUGGGGAUACUUUAUAUCUUCACGCGGGGUUAUUACACUAGAAGAAAAGUUUUAUAUGUUUGGUGAUCACGAGGAGUUGAAGGGGAAUGUAAUUAUAAUAGCAUUAUUUGAUUUAAUUGAAGGAUGUGGAGAGAUAUUCUUCGCAGGAAUACACCAUGAUGAAAAAAACGGGGCAACAUUUGAAAGUUUAUGCCAAGAUGGAAUAAAUAUAAAAGAAAAGAAAUGGGAAAAGGUAUCUCUGAAAGAGCGUUUUCAGUUACAAGAUGGAAUGCUCUUACAAUUUAAACGUCAUAAAGAAUUUGAAAUAUAUGAAUUUCGAACCGCUAAUUUAUCACAGUGUGGUUGUGAUAAAAUAACAAAUUACGAUAGUCAAGGUUGUUCAACGGGAAAUUUAAGUGUAGUGAAAAACAAAUGUUUCCUACACAAAUACGAGUUCAUAAAAAGGCUCGGAGACGGUGGUUUUGGAAAUGUCCACCUUGUUAGGAAUAUUUAUAAUGGGCAACUAUUAGCGGCGAAAAUUUCUAAAGCUUCAUUGCGGAUGGAGUAUAUUGCAAUGAAAGAGUUGCAAGAUGUGGCCUGUGUCGUGAAAGCGCGUGAAGGGUUUCACGAUACUAAAUCUAAUAAUUAUUAUUUGAUAAUGGAUUGGGUCAAGCACAAUUCAUUAUCGACAUGGAUUCAGAAGCGAAGCCAAGAUGAUGGUGAAAUUUUGAGAAAUAUCAUAAAAUGUCUUGUGCCUAGUCUGAAAUUAAUCCAUGAUAAUGGAUGGCUCCAUAGAGACAUUAAGCCAGACAAUAUUCUGGUAGAAAAUGAAAGUCCUCUAUCGUUGAUAAUUACAGAUUUUGGAUUAAGUCGCAGACUUAGUUCCAAUCCCAGUGAUGCAAGUGGUACACCAUUGUAUUGUGCACCUGAGGUUUUGCAAAAGAAACCUCAAAGAGAGUCUGCAGACUGGUGGUCACUGGGACAACUAAUCUUUAGUAUUUAUAAGGGGGCUUGUUUGUUGCGACCUGUGAAAGUAGGUUUACAGGAAAUAUUGUUAGAAAUUGAUCACAGGUUGCAGAUAAUUAAGGACGGGAACGAACCAAAUAUAAAUAAGAUGAUAAAAAGCGGGAAUGCGGAUGUUGCAGAAUUCAUCUUAGCUUGUCUUAAAUUGGAUGAGGAAGAACGAACAUAUAAUAAAAUCAUUGUAAAUAUAGUUUCGUUUUUCUAA